Charadrius vociferus (killdeer) is the source of this 1163-nucleotide messenger RNA. It is a transcript of the gene ASPA, whose product is annotated as aspartoacylase. Bases 129 to 1088 code for a protein of 319 amino acids. The record is from RefSeq and is a predicted model, not a curated record. Gene Ontology annotation, molecular function: hydrolase activity, acting on ester bonds; hydrolase activity, acting on carbon-nitrogen (but not peptide) bonds, in linear amides. The transcript has 6 exons. Lineage: Eukaryota; Metazoa; Chordata; Aves; Charadriiformes; Charadriidae.
CCUAAACAGGCUUAAAGAAUUUCCUAUGAAAAAGAGUAAAAAUAUUGGGGUUUUUUUUUGAGACAAAAGUUUUACUUUAUCAUUAUUUUCUGUUUUGCUUUCAGCAAUUCUUAGAGCUGCUGAAAAGCAUGACUUCCUCUUCUGUUGUUGAUAAACCUCCAGUAAGACGGGUUGCUAUCUUCGGGGGAACUCAUGGCAAUGAGUUAUCAGGGGUAUUUUUGGUCAAGCACUGGCAAGAGAAUGGAGCUGAGAUUCAAAGAACAGGAAUGGAAGUGAAACCAUUUCUUACCAACCCAAGAGCUGUGAAGAAGUGUACUAGAUACAUUGACUGUGAUCUGAACCGUGUUUUUGACCCUGAUAAUCUUGGCAGGACAGUGGUGGAAGAUAUUCCAUAUGAAGUGAGAAGGGCUCAGGAAAUCAAUCAUAUAUUUGGUCCAAAAGGUAGUGAUGAUGCGUAUGACCUUAUUUUUGACCUUCACAACACCACUUCUAACAUGGGUGGUACCCUUAUCCUUGAAAACUCCAGGGAUGACUUUACAAUUCAAAUGUUUCAUUAUAUCAAGAACGCUUUGGCUCCAGAACGCUGUCCUGUUUUGCUGAUUGAACAUCCUAGCUUGAAAUAUGCAACAACUCGAUCUGUAGCAAAACAUCCUGUUGGUGUGGAGGUGGGUCCCCAGCCACAAGGUGUUGUUAGAGCUGAUACUUUGGACAAAAUGAGGAAGAUUGUCAAACAUGGCCUUGAUUUUGUGCAACUUUUUAAUGAAGGAAAGGAAUUUCCACCGUGUACAAUUGAGGUUUUUAAAAUAAUGGAGAAAGUAGAUUAUCCCAGGAAUAAGAAUGAUGAAGUUAUUGCUAUUAUUCACCCUAAACUGCAGGAUCAAGACUGGCAGCCACUGAACAAUGGUGAUCCUCUAUUUUUGACUCUUGAUGGAGAAGUAAUUGCAUAUACAGGGGACUGUACAGUCUAUCCAACAUUUAUUAACGAAGCUGCAUAUUAUGAAAAGAAACAGGCUUUUGUAAAAACAGUAAAAAUGAAACUCACUGCAAAACAUAUCAGAUCCUCAGUCUUAGACCAGAACACUUCUUAAAGGGUUAUUACAGAUUUUCCAUACAAAAAGUGGAUUUCUUCUCUGUGAAAUCCAGUCUCAUUCAAUAGUAAUUCA